GACAUUAUCAAUUCAAGUGUUCGAGAUACCCUACCAAAACAUUCAUUUACACCAAAGAACACCUCGUCCAAGUGACCCCGCAACCUCGGCUAUCAACACAUUCUUAAUCACAUACACAACUACAACAACACACUCUCACAGUUACCAUCAACAUCAGCAAAAAUGACAAAAGAAGAUCUCGUCGUUAAGGCGUUGCAGCAAUACACAACCUGCGACGUCUCCGACGCCCUCAUCAAGCUCAAGUACCGCAAUGGCGGUUUCCUCUCCGGCCUAACCAUGUGGUCCCCCCACCGUCAAGAAGGCGCAACCAAGAUCGUCGGUCCCGCCUACACAGUCCAAUAUGUUCCUCUAGAUGACCCAAGGCCGAAGCAUCCUACUCACUACAUCGACGACGUCCCCAAAGGCUGCGUCAUCUUCGUCUCCGCCCCCGCCAAGACCCCCAACGCCGUCUACGGCGGCCUCAUGUCCACGCGCGCCCGCGCCCUAGGAGCCGUCGGCUCCGUCAUCGACGGCCGCUUCCGGGACCUGCAAGAGCAACGAGACCUCGGGUAUCCCAUUUUCGCGCGAGACGUGGGCACCGCGCCGCCCGCCGAGCUUUUGAAGGUGGCAGCAGUCAACGUGCCUGUGAAGCUCCAGACGGACGAGCAGCAGGAUAUGACGAUCAACCCCGGUGAUUAUAUCGUUGCGGACAUCAAUGGCGUGGUGGUGCUGCCGAAGGAGUUGGCGGAGCAGGCGUUACCGUUGAUGGCGAAGCAGGUGGAGGCGGAUACGAAGAUGCAGGUUGCUAUUGAGGGGGGGAUGGGGUUUGCGGAGGCUAGUAGGAAGUUUAGGGGGUGAAAUUUUGAGGUUACCUAUGUUGAUUGGGUUGGGGCGUUGUAUCUUGGAUAAGUGGUUAAUGAUUAAUGAAAUUCUUGAUGUUUUCUUGGAUUAGAUAUGUCCUGGUUCGUGAUGUGCUCUUACCCGGUCGUUGUUAGAGAAUGAAAGUGACACGAUCACAGGGCAGAGGGCUGGGAAGGAAGAAUUGGAAAAAAAAAGAUU
Messenger RNA from Neurospora tetraspora, 1038 nucleotides. RefSeq names its product ribonuclease E inhibitor RraA/Dimethylmenaquinone methyltransferase. The transcript has 3 exons. Lineage: Eukaryota; Fungi; Ascomycota; Sordariomycetes; Sordariales; Sordariaceae. The coding region runs from base 163 to 837 and encodes 224 amino acids. The record is from RefSeq and is a predicted model, not a curated record. Gene Ontology annotation, molecular function: oxaloacetate decarboxylase activity; 4-hydroxy-4-methyl-2-oxoglutarate aldolase activity.